Prinia subflava (tawny-flanked prinia) is the source of this 10590-nucleotide messenger RNA. RefSeq names its product APC membrane recruitment protein 2 (gene AMER2). The transcript has a single exon. Gene Ontology annotation, molecular function: phosphatidylinositol-4,5-bisphosphate binding; beta-catenin binding. The record is from RefSeq and is a predicted model, not a curated record. Bases 283 to 2151 code for a protein of 622 amino acids. Gene Ontology annotation, cellular component: plasma membrane. Gene Ontology annotation, biological process: regulation of canonical Wnt signaling pathway. NCBI's taxonomy places the organism in Eukaryota, Metazoa, Chordata, Aves, Passeriformes, Cisticolidae.
GCGUUAUGUAAGGGCGGCGGGGCGGGCGGCGCUGCGGCGGCUCGGAACGGCUCGGAACGGCUCGGAACGGCUCGGAACGGCUCGGAACGGCUCGGAACGGGCGGCGGGCGCCUGGCGCGGGCCCGCGGCGGCGGGGAAAGCGGCUUAUCCCGUCCUUCCCUCCCUCCGCCGGGUUGCCAUGGAGACGGGCGGGCGGCGGCGGGGCUGUCACUGAGGGAUCGCACCGCGCUCCGCGGCGGAGGGGAAGCCGCGGCGGCCGCGGCAGCAGCCGCAGAGGCAGAAAUGGACUCGCACUGCGACUGUGCCGAGCCCCCGGCUGCCGAGCAGCCGUCGGGGAGGAUUAACAAAACCGCCUUCAAGCUCUUCAGGAGGAGGAAGGCCGGGGGAACCAUGCCGAGCAUAUUCGGGGUGCGGAGCAGAGGCGGGGAGGGGAAGGGCGCCGGCAAGCCGGGGAUGGUGCGGAGCCGGACGCACGACGGCUUGGCCGACGCCGUGCUGGAGAGCGGCAAGAAGGAGGAACCGAGCGGCGGCGGCGGCGGCGGAGAGCCGCAGAGCCGGGAGGCGCAGGAGCGGCCGGCCGGCAGCCCCGGCGGCCCCGGCGGCAGCGCCGUGGCCAAAUCGCACAGCUUCUUCUCGCUGCUGAGGAAGAACGGCAGGCAGGCGGAGGGCGCGGAGCCGCGGGCCGGCGGCAGACAAAAGAAGGGGCUGAAGGGGAUCUUCAGCAGCAUGCGGUGGCACAAAAAGGACAAAAACGGCAAGGAGGAGAGGGGGGAAACCUCGGACAUCCCGUCCGGCCUUAUUAUGCCGGGGUCCCUGACCGCCAGCCUGGAGUGCAUCAAGGAGGAGACCCCGAAACCUUUGUGCGAGAGCCCGAGCGGCGCGGGAGACGCCGGGCCGGAGGCGCCGCGGGAGAAGCGCAGCGGCGAGGCGCCCGCCGCGGCCGAGGAGCCCGGAGCGGGCGGCGCGGAGCCCAGGGCCGGCAGCCCCCCGGCCCGGGAGGAGCCGCCCGCCGCCGUGCGGCCACCCGAGGAGCUCAGCCGCCAGCCACCGGAGCCGGCCGCCGGAGAGGCUGGGAGUGCGAGGGAUGCGGCGAUAACAGGUGACAUUCCAAUAACGACUAUCCCCCCUGUUGAACCUCACUGUGAUAGCGGUCAAGAGACGGCAGCCGCCCCUGACCCUUCCUCUGUUGAUCCACCCUCAGAGCAAUCGAUUGAUCGUAUUUGUUUGAUGUUUGCUGACGUGACUUCACUGAAAAGCUUUGACUCUCUUACAGGCUGCGGAGAUAUUAUUGCGGACCAUGAGGAGGAUGUGGGCGGCGGGAGUGGCGUCUGCGAGAAGAGCACCCCCGGGCCCAGCAAGCUGGGCGCCACCAAGAAGCACCCCACCAUGGUGGCCUACCAGGGAGGAGGGGAGGAGAUGGCCAGCCCCGACCAGGUGGAUGACACCUGCGUGCAGGAGUUCUGGGAUAUGCUGUCACAGACAGACGAGACUCAGACACAAGGAGGAGGAAGCGGAGGAGGGACAAAGAAGCCCGAGGGGUUGAAGGAAACCCGAGGUACCGAGGGAGCCCAGAACAGGGUGGUGGUGAAACGUGGUGGCCUCCACCAGAUUGCCAUUCACCUGAACCACAAAGAGGAGCAGAAGAGCAGGGAAAAGGAGCAGCACGAGGGUGUCCCAAACAGCGAUGAGGGCUACUGGGAUUCCACCACCCCUGGUCCCGAGGAAGAUAGUUGCACAAGCAUCCAGAAGGAAACCCUUCCCAGGGAUAGCUACAGUGGGGAUGCUCUCUAUGACCUCUAUGCUGAGCCAGAUGAGAACCCACCGGCGGGGCCUUCAAUCGAGGAAGUGCCCAGUGUGCCACGCUCCAAGCCCGUGUCUCCGAUAACGACCGUGAGCGCGCUGAAAACGCCCUCGAGCACAGCGAAGGACUCCAAGAUACCCAUCAGCAUUAAACACCUUUCCUCGCAUCCUGCCAGCCACGGAGCAGACGCCAGUAACAGCCAUCACGUCGCACACCAUCACCUGGCCAAAAGUGAGAUGCACAGAACAAAAAUCCCCGUCUCCAAAGUCCUGGUACGCCGGGUCAGUAACAGGGGCGUAGCAGGGACAACAGUGAAAACUGCCACGUACCAGGACAGUGCCAAAAAGUAGCUGGGUAAGAGGUGGAGACAAAGACAGAGGACGAAGUCCACGUGGAAGAGUCUGCAUAGGAGACCGCAGAUAAUGGAUUUGGUUUGCAUCACCUAAAGAAAGCCACCUAAAAAGCUUCCUUCGCUGAACUCCGUGGGCCUGCACUUCUGAGUCUGUUCUUACCCAACUGUAUGGCUGAAUACAAAAAGUCAACUUCUUUUUGAGCACUUUUUUUUUACAUUUGUAUCUUUUUUCUGCAACACUAAACACUGAGGAGGUCCAUUUUUACAUGCCUUUCUGGAAGCAGGACUUGGAUUCUGACCAUCCUUCCUCCUGCAAAGCAGUGUCAUGAGUUCUUCAAGGGAACAGAGUUACAAAAGGAGUGACAUGAGAGGUUCUCCAACAUGCUUAUCUUUUAUCGGGGAGGAGUAGUAGCUGGGUGCCUGGCUGGCUCUGGAAAUGAUGUUUGCUCCACAAGAUGUUGGAAAAAAUGCCAAGCAGAAAACAACCCACCUAACAGGUAUUUUACCUGCUGUAGAACGAGAACACUGCUCAGCAGCAGACUUGAUUGACUUGUGUGCAGGAGAUAAAACUAAGGAGUUAGGUGGACUCGUCUAACAGGAAAACACAUUUUCGUUUGUCUGUCUGUCUGAUUGGUUUUGAUCUGGUCUAAUGUAAAUGGGUAACAGAGACACCUGACGUAGGUUCAGAUGUUUACAUCAAUACUUGUCCGAUAAUGCAUACAAUCAGGUUCAGGGAAACAUUUUACUAAAUGCCAAUAUAUACACACUGUCCACAUUUAUACAAUAACUUGCUCGCCGUGUGUAAAUAUAUACGUGUUUUAGCAGAUUUUUUAUAUUAAAAAAAAAUCACCUGUCCUUAUUAUCUAGAGUUUAAGCAAGAGUUAGUUUUUAUAGGUAGAUAAUUUUACAGUUCUAAAAGGAUAGAACUUUGUGUAAGUACCUUAAAUUAGAAAAACUCUGGUUUGUAUGGGCUCAUGCAUCCCCAGAUCAGUAAGUCUGAAAUGCUGAUUUUAUUCCAGUGGCACAUUCCAUGGCUCAGAGCUGAUGUUCUGACAGCACUGCCACUGCAAACCUCUAUUUUCAGGGGUUUAGACAAAAUUGCUCUGGGCUUAAACCUUACCAAGAAGGAACCCAGCAAAAAAUGUGUUUUUUAAGUAUUAUUUUUUAAAAGAUAUAAAAUUAGUUUUUGACUAUUUAAAGAAAGUUUGGGUUCUCAUUUCUUUUUAUUUUCAUUCUCAAUAAUGUCAGAAUAAUUUUACUUUAAGAGAAAAAAGAAUAUGGUAAGCUAGUGGUACAUAAAAUGGUCGAAUGAGCUUGGAUCUUAGGAGAAAUGUAUUAAUGGCCAUGACUUUUUUGAAUAGCGGCUACUGUACAUGGGCAUUGGCAACAUUUCAAAGAAAUAUAAUAGGGUUUUAAUGUGCCUGAGGACAUAUUUUUAUGAUACACUGAAAAAGCUCUAAAAAUCACUGAAGUCUAAAGGUAAAUGUUAUGUAUUUACAAAAUAUUUUGAUAUAAGUAUUUAAUCAUCAGACCACAGUUAAUAUAAAAUAUAUGCUCCAGUGUAUCUAAAAAAUAAUAUACAUUUUAAAAAUAUACAUUUCUAUAUUAUGCAGAGAAUCCUAAAUUCACGUCAUUGAAGCUAAUGGGUCUGAUUUUACAUAGCAGUUGGUUUUAUUGUCUCUUAAAUCAAAAGGGAAAAAAAAGGAAAAUAAAUAUACAGAAUAUACAUUUGAAGGAUAUUAAGGUUGUAGGCAAACCAUAAAAAGCCAGGAAAUACCAUACUAAGAAUUGUAUAUAUGUAUAUGCAUGAUUCGUGGUUCACUGGGGAAAUGACCUUAAAGUCAUGAAGGUGAAAUUGACAUCCAGGUUCGAAAUUGCUGCAGAAUUUAAUACUGACUUGCAGCAGCCCAGUGAAAGUGUUCGUUUCCCUGACCAGCCCCUGUUUUCAUGGCUUAAGAACCUUAAUACACUUCAAAGAGGAUUAUUUUAUGUUUUUUUCCUGACGUGUACGCGUGUGGUUCCCUGUGUGCCCGCUCACCCCGCCGUGUUGUACAGAUGCAUGUGCAGCAAGCACACAGCUCCUGGCAGGGUCCCCGUGCACGCUCACACUCGUGUGAGCACUCCCACGCACAGCCUGGGGGCUGUGCUCCACAGCUGCCUCCAAACACGCUGGCGGUGCUUUCUUUUGCCUGAGAAAGGGAUUUGCUCUUGGUCUGACUCCACUUGUGCAUUUUAGAUAGUCAGCGCUGAAACACUCUCAAAAGGAUGUACACGCAGAACACGGAAUAUUAUCCUGCUCCUCAGCCCUAAACGUGGCAUUCCUUUUCCCCUUCUUUUGUUUUUGUUCGACUGGAAGGGAUGCAUCUUUCCUUGCAUGACAACUCUGCAGAAAAAAAUCAUAAUUCCCCAUUUUGUUCUAAGGACAAAUUGUGCUGAGAGGUUCUAUAGGGAACUGGAAGUUGAGAGGGAGGGAGGAUGUGGUGGUAGUACCAUAAAAACUGGAAGCACUGAGUACAGGUAGUAGGAGUGGUGCAUCUUUACACCCACUAGGAGAUACCAGCUGCCAUCUCUACAGGACUUGUGUGUGUCAAAUUCUUCAUCAUAUGUGUUUUGUUUGCAUUGUGGCAUGUCUGUAUUGAGAAACCAAUAGUGUGACGCUAGCCUAACUUCCUCUCACGUAACCACUAACAAGAGUCAUCAUUAAAAUGCUUUGGCUUCCCUUCAUUCUUCUCUCUCUCCUUUGUUUUCUGCCACGUUUUUCCCUCCAUCCUGUGCAUGGUGGCUGGCAGCCUCCUCCUCCUCCUGGGUGCUAUAACCCCUGGAGCAAGGAGCCCUGGGCUGGCUGGAGCGUGGGUGGGAGGGCAGCUGCCCCGGCCAGGUGCUCCACAGCCACUCCCUCAAGCUUUCUGUCACACACCCGCUGUCGGUGCACUUUGCAAAUCUCUUGGCGGUUUGUUUGGCUGCUUGCUGUGUACAUAUUUUAAGGACAAUCAUAUCCUUAAAAGGAAAAUGGGAAAGUAGCUGGUAGUAGGGCGUCAGUAUUUUGAGUCAUUGCGACAUGCUAACGUCGAUUCAGGGUAAUGAUUGUGUGAGAGUAAAGAUACAGUUUAAUGUUCAAAUUAACUUUGUACUUCUAAAAUUCACUUUUGUCUCUAAGCCAUCUAUGUUUUUUAUUUCGAAAGGUAAUAGAUCUAAGAUUUACUAGGGCUUUCAAUUUUCAUGCAAAUAUAUUUGUAUAACUCCACACAAUGCCUAAAACAAUCAAGGAAAGGAGGUUCAAAGGCUUUCUUUAGACCUAUAUGUAAUUCCUGAAAGAUCCCUGUAAAAUACUGUGAGAUGUCUAAGAACAAACAAUUAAUGGCUUGCUGGAUUUAGAGGCUGACACAUAAAGAGGUAAUAGUCCUGAGGCAUUUUCUGGUAGCUUGCAUUCUUAUUUAUGUUACCCUGUUCAAGCAUAUACAUAUACCUUGGCUUUGGUAGGUAUUGAGGUAGAAAUGGUGUUCUGAGUCCCAAAGAUAACAUUCCCAAUGGUGUCAUUGUUUUGAUUUCCUUAAAGUAUCUUUUUAUAUGUUUUAUUUGUUAUUUGGUGGUCUGAAUGAUGCUUUGUAAUUAUCAGCUGUAUGUUGUUCAUAAAGGAUUUUAGAGAUCAGGACUUGGUAUUUAGUUACGUGUACUCUUUGCACUUUCAGGUCCCUACUGGUAAAUUUUGUAUGUUCUUAGAGUUUUUCUAUAUAUUGCAUAGUGUUUUAUAGCUAUCUACAGUGAUUUCAGUGGUAUACGCUCCUGUCCUUUAUAUCAGCACAAAAGAUUUCCUUUCAGUAGCAUGAAAUUAUGUUUUUGUGGACUUGUUUUGUCAUGAUAGGAGCUAAGUUUCCUGUACUAAAUGAGUGGCCUGCAACAGACAUAAAAGCUCUUAUUUUCCAUGUAGUGCAUAUGCAUUUUGCUCUUGCCAGUAAUAGGACUCAAACAUUCGUAGUAGAUUUCAGAGGAAAUUCCAUGACUAGAAUAAGAAAAAGCUAUGUUCAGUCUUAUUCCAUCAAUAACCAGCAUUUUCUUCAUCCACUGUGAAUAUCCUCACCGCCGUUCAGGGUAGUAGGGGACUGAAUUUUAAAAAUUACGUGCAUAGAUGUACGCUAUGAAAAUUAAUUCACUGAUUAUUUUUUAAUGAAUCUUACAAAAUUAUUUAUCUAAGCUAAGCGAAUAUUGCACCAAAGUCUUAAAACAUCUGAUACAGAUGGCAUUUUCAGUAAGAUGCUAUGAGUGCAGAUGAGCCAAAUUAACAGGCUUGGAUUAGCAAAGCAAAACCUUGUUGUCUCUUAAAUUUGUAGUACUGACUGAGCUUGCAGAUCAAAGGGAACCAUUGAUUCUGCUGCGUGGCCAUGCACCGAGGUUUUUCUUUCCCUGUUCUAAUGGACUACUUUCAGAAAAGGCUUUUCAGGAAGAUAAUGGUAUGAAAGGGACGGAUCACAGUAACAAUAGCCACUUACAAGACAGAUGGUUAUCCAACAGCCUCAGUGGGGAGAUUCUAGGCAAGGUGGCCUGAAAAUGGAUUUUCAUAGUUACUGAUAUGAAAGGCUGGGGCUUCUGCCUUGGAAAAACAAAUUGACACCAACUCAAAGACAAUGCAGAAAAGAGUCUUGGCAGAGUUCACACAUGACAGCUUCUGCAGGCCUUGGUUUUGGUUUUCAUUUUGUCUUUUCUUUCCUUCCCCCUUUGUUUAUGUUUUCAUUGUGGUGACAUAACCCCACGUGUCUGAGCAGAGCUGCACAACAACUGACUCUUCUGAGAUUCACUGCUAAGAAUACACUGUCAGUCGUCCCCAGUGGCCCAGGUCUGGUUCCUGCUGAACAUCCCUCCCUUCCACUGAGGGAUGGCAGGGAUGGGAUGAUAGGAUUCCCGUGUCCUGAGUCCACGUGCUGUUUACUGUGAGCAGGAGGAAUCUCAGUCUGUCUUGAUGUUUGUUUCUGGGGGAUGAUUUAUUUUUAAUUUAACUCACAGGAAUUUUUUACUCAUCAUUGGUUCUUAUCUUGUCUUCCUUGUGAGCAUCUCAGAUAGGAAUGCUCAGCACUGAUUUAGUGUUUCCUAAGUCCAUUUCAUGUAGAGAGAAAUGGAAGAACUUCUCAUAUGCAAAGGAAUAACAGCUAUAACCACUUGAGUCACAUCAUGGGGGCCUUGAUUCCUGCAAAAGCAAGCUGUUAAAACUCUUCUUGCCUUAGAAGGCUUCUCCACCCAAAACAAUGAGUACUAUUGCCUAGGAUGCUUUUUUUCCCCCUUUAUGUCUCUCAUUCCUUCUCAGCCAUACUACAGUUGCUCGGGAAACUGAGGUUUUUUUAUCUAGCCUUCCAGCACAAGAAGAGAGGAGUUGCUGCCACUAUGCCUCCUCUUCAGGAGGUCUUUGCUUCUACUUCUUGGUCUUGAAAAAAUUAAAUCCCCCCAGAAUAAGUGGUAAAGAUACUUAAAAUGGAGAUGUUGCUGUGUGAUCUCAUACACAUGGAUGAGGAUGUUGAGUGAUAUUUUGCAUAGCAUGGAAUAUAUCCCUCCACUUUCCUGUAGUGGACAAUUUAAUAAAUGUAGCAGGGAGCAGGUCACUCUUGUAGGAAAGCCCAGGAGCUGUUUGUCAUGGAGACUCUGCCCAGAUUUUAUCUUUGCGUUCCUGUUUCCUUCCUGCACAUACUUAAAUGAAUAGAGCCAAAGUUACGGUACAGAGAGGAAAAGGUUGUGCACCUCACAGGGCGAGGAAUUUAAACUGCCAGAUUGAAAGGCUUCUUGUAGCAAUGGCUAAAAGAAGAUUGCUUUGCCUACUUUGACAUCACAUCCAUGCAAUGCUCUGCAAUAAAAGCUAACCCAGCUAUGGCCACAAAGUUAGGAAACUGGCAUUUGCCAACAGGACAAUCUCCUUCCAGGGUCCAGUUUUGCUGUGGCAACUUCCACUAACUCCAGUAAGAACUGGCAGACGUCCUUGAACUCUUAAGGAAAUAGAAAGUGUUUCUUAAACAAGUCUUCCUUCUUUUUUUUUUUUUUUUUUUUUUUUUUGUUUUUUUUUGUUUUUUUUUGUUUUGUUUUGUUUUGUUUUGUUUUGUUUUGUUUUGUUUUGUUUUUUUUGUUUGUUUUUAAAGAUAAACAUUAUUCAGGUGUUUGUGCAGUCUUUUAUAUCACUGUGGUAGUGUUUUCACUGAUCUGAAUGCAAAACAUGUCUUUCCAUUGUUUUUCAUCUUAACAAGCUGCACUCCUGCACAUAACUCCAGUGCUCAGCAUGUUUAAAUUACAGCUAACACAAUCACUGCCUUCCUUAAUUUAACUCUUGAUGGCAAAACCAGGACCAGAUUCUUUCCAGAGCUCUAAACCCCCUGCUUAUUUUGUCAUUGUUCAUGUUUUUGAUAUGGUAACUAAAUGAAGCCUCCCUUUAAUUAUUGCACAGCCACAUUUUAAAUGUGUCAUUAGGGAGAAGGUAUGUGGGGACUAAAUGGUAAGAUCUUUAACAGAUCUUUAUUAUUUUGGAUGACGUUGCAUCAAAACAGUUGCUAAAUCAGUAUCAGGUUGUUUCCAUGGGCUUUUUAUGCAGAUGCAUUGGAAGCUUUGAACAUAAUGUGCUUGCAAAAGAAAAUUCUUUAUAUCUGCUUUGAAUUAGGGCUGACCUUAAAGUGUAAUUCUUGGUUAUUGACAGCAGAGGGGAAGGUGUGUCCCAACUCACCUGCAGCCUGGGGACUGGGGGAGCAAGGCACCCCAAGGCACCAGCAGAGUUUGCUGUCUGACCUCCCCGUGUGCUGCCAGCAGAGGGGUGCAAUUGUUCCAUGUGGAGGUGUCAGCCCUGGGCAGCAGCAGGAAAAGGCAGGGUGGUGGUGCAGUGCUGGGUGCUGAUAGGGCAUCUGGGAGAUGGGCUGAAAGCAAGGCCUGGACCUCUUGUCCUUGUGGGAAAAGAGUUACACAUAUGCCUAAAAAAACGUGUAUCCUUUCUUUUUUGCACUGAUGCUUGGGUUGCUGUGUUACACUGGCUGAGGAGCCAGUGUGAGUUGGGUGAGCUGAAGCCAGUGCUCCUGCAGCUGGGCUACUGUGUGACUGCUCUCACCAGCACCUGAGCAGUGCCCAGUGUCUUAGUUUCUAAAGGCAGCUUCAGCACAGAAACACCCACAAAUCCCUUGUAGCCCAGUACUGGUCUAUGGCACCUCAGACCUCUUCCACCCUUAUUUUGCCAGGAAGAUGCAAAGAACCAAGUCCUAGGCAGAGUGGUGAGCUCUGGCUGCACCCCUGCAGCCCAAGGACAAGUGGGGAGGGAGUGUAAGACACACUGUGCAGCAGCACCGAGUACUAAGCAGUAUUAUCCUGCUUUUCUAAAGGGGGAACAAGACUAAAGCUGUUGUUUUUUUGUGAAAUUAAAUCCUCUACAUGGGUGAAACUGUAACAGCUAGACACUAUCUUGUUCCAACAGUAUUCUUGCUGGAAUCAGUGGAUCUGUAAGUGCUGUUGGUUUCUAUUGAGUGAGGACCCCAUAACUUGGCUCCACCUGAAUUUUCCCUGCUCUGUUUGUUAAUAGACUCUGUCUCAGAAAAGUUCUGGUGUUGAAACCUAGUGUUGUGGCCCUGUUGAAAUGGGAGAUGAGAUAUGAAUGUGUGUGAUGGAAAACACAAUAAACCCAGAAAAUACAACAUGACUUUAGUCUUUUAUGACAGCCCAGCUCUGCUUAAACAUUGUGGGGUGCCUGAGAAACGGGUAGCAGGGACUGCCUCAGACAAACCAACGCUCUUGGUGUUUCCUGCGUGCUGAUGGGGAUGUGUGUGUCCUGCUACAGGCCACUCAGCCUGUUUCUGUAAGAUGUGAUACAGCUGACAGAACACUGUUAAUUACAGUAUUUCCUUGUAUUUUUUGUGUCAGCCACCUCCUGUAAGGUAGCGUACACCUAUUUGAGAUAAUGAGUGAGUAAAGCCAGAAGUCCCCGCGCUUCACAUCUAAAAGGUUUGGUAAUAAUCUGGUGGGUCUGUGUGCACCAACCUUUCCUUAAUGAAAGCUCACAACAUUCCAGGGGGUGUUUUUUAUAACAGACUGUUAGACACACUCUGCUCCUUUCCACCUCUACAAACUGAUGAGUACGUGUCUCCUCGAAUCACUGUAUUCUUAAUGUAUUCACAGCCUAACUGAUAGCAAUAGGUGUCUUUCUUCCCUGGCAGUUCACAAGGAUAUACUAAUCAGUGUUUGUUAUAUUUUUAAUUCUGUAAAUAUUUAUUUUGGUACUCUGUGUAUUUAUUGGCACUGAUUCUGGUGUUUGCUUAUGUGUCAUUGUAAAUGUUGAUGGUUUCAAUAGUCUUGCUUCUAAUGAAUGUAAGGAACUCAGACUAACUGCACUUUUCUUCCAUUCAAAAUUUUAACAGUGAAAAAUAUUCCCACUGUCAUGUGUUAUAAUGAAAACAGUCAAUAAAAUCAGUUGUCACUUUUCAUUGAUGAA